GACCCGCCGUCACACUACUGCGGUGUCAGCACUUGAGGGCUCGAUAUAAACCACCGCCUUCUUGGUUUGUCCCUCUUCUGUGCCUGCCGAACCGUUCGCCCAGAACCAAACAACAUCUAAAAAGAAUGUCCUCCGAGGUUCUGCCUAUAUUCUCUAAGGGAGAGGAUUGCAAGCCCGCCUGGCACGACGCUAGCGCCGGCUACAAUGAGGCGGACACCCACCUGGAAAUCAUGGGCAAGCCCGUCAUGGAGCGCUGGGAAACCCCGUACAUGCACUCACUGGCCACCGUUGCAGCCUCAAAAGGUGGUCGGGUUCUGGAGAUUGGAUUUGGCAUGGCCAUCGCUGCCACCAAGCUAGAGUCUUUUUCCAUCGAGGAGCACUGGAUCAUCGAGUGCAACGAUGGAGUCUUUGCUCGCCUGGAGAACUGGGCCAAGUCUCAGCCACACAAGGUCGUUCCUCUGAAGGGUCUUUGGGAGAAUGUUGCUCCCACUCUUCCAGAUAAUCAUUUUGAUGGUAUCUUGUACGACACAUACCCUCUCUCUGAGGAAUCAUGGCACACUCACCAGUUUGACUUCAUUAAAGGUCACGCUCACAGGCUGCUAAAACCUGAUGGCAUCCUCACCUACUGCAACCUGACCUCCUGGGGCGAGCUGCUCAAGACCAAAUAUGACAACAUCGAGAAAAUGUUUGAGGAAACUCAGGUGCCUCAUCUGCUCGAAGCUGGAUUUAAGAAGGAGAAGAUUAGCACCACCACCAUGGACAUUGCACCACCCAGUGAAUGCAAAUACUACUCCUUCAAGAAGAUGAUCACUCCCACUAUUGUAAAAGAGUAAAUACUGUCCCAUACCCUUUUUAUAUUCUGGUGCCUUUUUUCCUGACAUUCGAUUUGUGUCCACAGUAUUUUUAAUAAACCCAACUGCUCCCCAACUCA
Nothobranchius furzeri (turquoise killifish) is the source of this 931-nucleotide messenger RNA. RefSeq names its product guanidinoacetate N-methyltransferase (gene gamt). Gene Ontology annotation, molecular function: guanidinoacetate N-methyltransferase activity. Gene Ontology annotation, cellular component: cytoplasm; nucleus. Lineage: Eukaryota; Metazoa; Chordata; Actinopteri; Cyprinodontiformes; Nothobranchiidae. The record is from RefSeq and is a predicted model, not a curated record. Gene Ontology annotation, biological process: creatine biosynthetic process.